Messenger RNA from Lactuca virosa, 579 nucleotides. NCBI's taxonomy places the organism in Eukaryota, Viridiplantae, Streptophyta, Magnoliopsida, Asterales, Asteraceae. The record is from the annotation of a GenBank genome assembly.
AUGUUAUGGUUUAGUGAACCACGAUACUAUUCAUUUGUUGCAAUACAUGUAUAUGGUUUUGUUGUUUCAUUUGUUUUCCAUUUGGGCCCACGUGCUGCUACAACAACACCUGGAAGAAUGAGCUCGAAGAGAAACAACAAGGGUGGAGGUGGAAGUCGGUUUGGUGCAUCCUCUGUACAAUUACAAUUUUUUCCUUCAUCAUCAACACCUCUUCAAAUUACUGUUGAUGAUGCUGUGUUUGAAAACUCCGGAAUAUUUGCGAAAACUCCAUUCAGGAAAAGUUUGGAAUCACCUUCUGCAUGGAUGUCACAUUGGUUUUCUUUUGUGCCUGGUCCAAGAGUUGAUACAGGUGAAAGAAGCUAUGAUGCUCCUAGGGUAAUGAAACAAUUAUGUGAACAUACAACUUCAGUAUAUGCAAAUGCUCGGGAGGUUUUAGGAGAUGAAACUCCUGAUUCCAUUCUAAAGAAAAGAUUCUCAAAAAAAGGCGAAAAGACUCGACAAGAAUCAAAUCUUCCAGUAUGUUUAUUUUCUUCGCUUUUUUGCACAGAGCUUUCGUUCUCAAAAUGGUGGGUCAAUUAA